AUGGGUAUUCCUGACUUAAGAGAAACAAUCGAGGCCUGUGAGGACAUUGUUCCAAUUGCCCAGCUUGCCGAAGAGCACUUUCUGCACAACAAAAGACCUCUGAAAAUUGCCGUCGAUGAAUCAGAUUGGCGAUUCAACAAUGUAUCUCCAGAAAAGGUCGCUGCAAUCCGUCGCAAAGUACCAGCUGCCAAUCCUGUCGAGAAGGCAAUGUUCUACAGAAUCUGCAACCUUUUGACGCUGAACAUUGAACUCGUGUUCGUCUUCGAUGGUCCCGAUGUCCCUGCUAAACGCGGUCGUACCCAGCACGGUCGCAAAGUCAGCCCAAAAGACCGAGAGCUUUUGAAAGAAACCUUGACGCACUUUGGUAUCCCAUACAUAGAUGCGCCCGGAGAGGCCGAGGCCGAAUGCUGCAAUCUACAGAAGCUCCGCAUAGUCGACGCCGUGUGGUCGCAAGAUUCGGACUGCCUAAUGUUUGGCUGUACCCUUUGGCUUCGCGACCAUCGGACUCCCAAGGAAGAAGGGUACGAUAAUAGGAACAAAGGACAUACCAAGAAGGCUGCUAAGACGGUGCGGGUGGUUCGUGCUGCGACUCUGGCCGAAAAGCACCGUUUGAAGCGUGAAGGCUGCGUGCUGUUCGCCAUGCUCGCCGGGGGAGACUACGACCCUGUAGGCCUUGCACGAUGCGGCGCUAUGACAUCGCUCGAAGCAGCAAAGUCUGGCCUUGGUAUAAGUUUGUGCAAAACGACGAAUCAAGAUGACUGUCAUAGGUGGAGAGAGCACGUACUGAAGCCUUUCUUCAAAAGAAAGAACAUCCAAAUCGCAGUGCCUGCCAACUUUCCAAGCUUUACCACCCUCCUGAAGUACAACAAACCCAGGGUACAUCCAGAAUCAUUCCAUGCUCGUAACAAGCAACUCUUUCCAGACUACAAACGUUCCGUAGACGAGGCUGCGCUUCUCCGCGUGACAGUUACUAAUCUUUUCAUCCUCAAAGUCAACAUCUGGGCUCGACUAUACAUGGAAUGGGUGGUACCGACUUUGCUCACUCGUGAUCUCGCCGACAGGGAUCCAUCGUUGGCACAUGAUCACGUCCACGGCGUCGAGUUGCUUCGAUCAAGGCCAGCAAAGAACCAGGAUAUAACCGCCAGACAACUAGAAACAAAGAUUGGAUUCUCUCCCAUGGGUUUGACAAAGCUGCUGAGGCCAAUACCUGGUGGGACAGAGUGGAAAUUCUUGAUGGUCGCCGAAGACAACUUGUACCAAUCAACCCACCGAGUCGAGUGCGAGGUACCCACGUAUCUACUUCGAAAAGUUCUGCCACCGGCAUUGUUCGCACUGCCUAUUUCGGCAAACGAAUCUCGAACGUCGAAACGAAUUCAUGAUGGUAGUGUCGAUGCGCACGCUGAGCAGCUUAGUAGCGCAGCAAAGAGAUCGCGUAUGGCUCAAAGCCCAACUGAAUUAGUAACUAGCGAUAGCCCGAGCAUGUCCCGCUCGCUUGCUCGUCAAUCGACAGCUCCGCAACCUGCUAGAGGCACUUUUCAACUAGGAAAUAUAGACGACAAUGGCCCGCUCUUCAUUCGAAACUAUCCAGCUAGGUCCAAUAAACGGUCGGGCGAAAUGAUCUCUCAAGGUGAUAUUUCAGCGUCGGAAGAGUUGGACUUACAACGAGCUCUACGGCUGAGUCUAGAAAUGCGAUCUACAGCGGGUGCUUGCCCAGCAAAGCCUUCAAAGUCGCCAAAGAGGUCGGACACACCCGAGGUUAUCGACUUGACCUGA
Parastagonospora nodorum SN15 is the source of this 1773-nucleotide messenger RNA. RefSeq lists its product as hypothetical. The record is from RefSeq and is a predicted model, not a curated record. The coding region runs from base 1 to 1773 and encodes 590 amino acids. The transcript is spliced from 4 exons. Gene Ontology annotation, molecular function: 5'-flap endonuclease activity. Lineage: Eukaryota; Fungi; Ascomycota; Dothideomycetes; Pleosporales; Phaeosphaeriaceae.